This is a messenger RNA of Mesorhabditis spiculigera, 1713 nucleotides long. The record is from the annotation of a GenBank genome assembly. Lineage: Eukaryota; Metazoa; Nematoda; Chromadorea; Rhabditida; Rhabditidae.
AUGAUACGCCGUGGACGAUAUGGAAAGGUAUAUACAGUCUGGGUAUGCGCCGCACCGGUGGUAAAUAUCGGCGACUACGAGACGAUCCUGCAAGUACUUGUUCGCGAUGGGGCAAUAAAUAGCAAACGUUAUGAGGCCCCAUUUUUCUGCGUCGCCAGAACGGACAAAAAUGAUGGUCAUGUGUACGGGACGAUGAUGGCAAACGGGCAAAUAUGGGAGGAACACCGGAAGUUUACGCUUCGAGUGUUGAAACAGCUUGGAGUAGGGAGAGGGAUUAUUGAAGACCGAAUCCUUGAUGAACUCGACUAUCGAACCGCUGAAAUUGACAAAAGGCUUGUGAACAACAACACGGCAACAUUGGAAUUCAACCGGAUUUCGGAUCUAUUCGUCGGCAACACGAUCAAUCGAAUUCUUUUUGGAUACCGUUUCGAUGAGGAAAACUACGCAAAAUUCCACGCUGUCAAGGCCCCCCUUGAUGACGCCUUUGCGUCAAUGACCGGGCUGCACAACUUUAUGCCCGACUUUAUUAAGUAUAUUCCGGUCUUGAAAAGAAUGCACCAACAUAUUAUUCAACCGCAAGAGCGGGUGCUUGAAUUUGCGAUCGAGGAAGUGAAAAAGAGAGUUGAAAGCAUCAAAGAAGGUACUUGGUCAAUUGAAGGGGAGCCUCACGACUUUUUGGAUGCAUAUCUGCAAGAACAGGAAUUGGUGGCGACGAAUCAGAAGACUUGGGAUAUUUUUAAUGAUUUUGCCCUGUACAACGAUAUUGUCGAUAUCUGGACGGCUGGCCAAGAAACCACUUCACUCACCCUCAAUUGGGCUUUUAUUCUAUUAACGCGCCAUCCUGACGUGAUUGAAAAAUGUCGAGCGGAGGUACUCGCCCUAACCCAUGGCCAUCGACACAUCAAUAUGGGAGCUCGAGACAAGACACCAUAUAUGAAUGCCACAAUAACGGAAAUCAUGCGUCUGGCUGUUCUUCGAGGCGAGAAAGGCGUUGAGGGGACGGUUUGGUUGAGACAGGACAAAGAAAGCCAUGCUGUGAAAAUCUGUGGAAAAAUCAUUGGCCUAGCCCCAGGGAAACACGGAAUCCAUAUCCACGUCUACGGCGACGCGACGAAGGGUUGUGAGUCCGCUGGACCACAUUUGAAUCCGGAUGAAAAGUCUCAUGGAGGACCAAAGGAAGUCGGCCGUCAUAUGGGUGAUCUGGGAAAUAUUGAAGCCGACAGCAAUGGCGAGGCAAGCAAUCGGGCUGUGGCGGUGCUUCGCGGCGACAAGGGCGUUGAGGGGACCGUGUGGUUUAGACAGGACAAGGAGGGUGAUCCAGUGAAGAUAUGGGGGAAAAUCACCGGGUUAUGCCCUGGUAAACAUGGAUUCCACAUCCACGUCUACGGCGACUCGACCAAGGGUUGCGAAUCUGCUGGGCCACAUUUAAAUCCGUUUGAUAAAACCCAUGGAGGACCAAAUGAAGAAAGCCGUCACAUGGGAGACCUCGGAAAUGUGGAAGCCGACAACAAUGGCGAGGCUAAAUUCGAGCUGACGGACGAUAUGAUCAAAAUUCAUGGCGAGCACUCGGUGGUUGGACGAUCGAUGGUUGUCCAUGAAAAGGAGGAUGAUCUCGGAAAGGGCACCGGCAACGCCAAGGAAGAAUCGCUAAAAACAGGAAAUGCUGGCGGUCGUCUGGCCUGUGGUGUUAUCGGACUUGCCGCUCCGGAAGAC